Messenger RNA from Saccharomyces paradoxus, 684 nucleotides. RefSeq lists its product as uncharacterized. The record is from RefSeq and is a predicted model, not a curated record. Bases 1 to 684 code for a protein of 227 amino acids. Lineage: Eukaryota; Fungi; Ascomycota; Saccharomycetes; Saccharomycetales; Saccharomycetaceae. The transcript has a single exon.
AUGUCAAAGUUAACAACCGUAUCUGUAGCACAGUGGAACACCAAAGCUACUUUCCACGUGUUAAGAUGUUUCCAAAUUUGCUUAUCUCUAACUAACUUGUUGUUAGCCAGUUUUGCCAUAAUCACAAAUUAUAGGGUGGAUCGAAUCCUUAGAUUAAGCUUAGCUGUUUCAAUUAUAUCUUCAGUUUAUUUUGGGAUCAUGAGAUUUUUACCUGUUUUGUUAAUAUUCGCAGUGGAAAUUGUUCAGACUAUCCUGUGGUUCACUGCUUUCGUGACUCUGACUUCGAAGUUUGGUUCUAUGUCCUGCUCAAGUAUGCCACGGGGUAUAAACUUCGACUAUUCAGGUUCUUGCAAGAUUACUAAAAUAGCUAUUUUGCCAGAAGCCAUUUUAUUUAUACUAUUUCUCGCAACCACAUAUGCCUCUUAUUUCACUGUCCUAUCUCAAGCUAGGGAAAGAGGGUCAAGCACGAGAUUCAUUUUGAAGGCUUGUGUGAAGGCAUUACGCGACAUUGUGGAGCGUUUGGAGAGUAGCCUUGAGGAAAGUGAACCUCUGUUGGAUCUCGAAGUUCAAGGAGAUGCAAAAGUUGAAACCAAAGACAUUGAGAAUUCAACUGUCAGUGAGGAUAAUGCCCUCAUCGAACCAGGUAAGAAGAUCGAUGGCUCAAUCGAGCCUUCUGAACGUUGA